AUGGAUCAAGGUAUAACAUUGAAGCACACUUUCACGUAUAAUGGGGUUACAGAUGCCUACGAAAUAACAUUUGAACAAGAUAAAAUAGCCAUCAAAAGUGCAUCAGGUACAGUGGAUGAAAUACCAUAUGAGAAGUUACACAAAAUUAAGUACUCUUGUAAGAUGCUCAAGCUGGCAAUAGAAGGAAAGAAAACGAUCAAAAUACCAAUAACCAAGAAAGAAAUGGAAAUGUUGGAGAACAUUCUGGUAGCCUCUAAAGUAGAAGCAAAGAGAGACAGACCAAUUGGAGCAGCACUGGUUUUCUUUGGAGAUGAAUCUUUCUACAUUUCUUUACACUCAAUGGAUCUGAAUGAGUUGAAAAGAGCUAUUUUGAGACGUAUUUCACAGGUAUUUUAUCCAGCUAUUGGAUGCGACAAUGUUGACCUGGAUAACUUCAAAAACUUCAAGUUCUACGCUAAACACGACAUAAACUCCUCAAUUAUAGAGAGUGAAACAGACCUGGAAGCUGCACUUGUAUUUCACUCGAAUAAGCUAAUUAUACAGGUGGUACUGAAUAAAUGA
Messenger RNA from Enterospora canceri, 561 nucleotides. NCBI's taxonomy places the organism in Eukaryota, Fungi, Microsporidia, Enterocytozoonidae. The record is from the annotation of a GenBank genome assembly.